AUGGAUUCAAGAGUUAAUUCAAUUCUAACUGAACAUUUAGGAUUUAGUCCAGUGGAUUUAAUAGAUGAGGUGAUAAAUUCAGUUAAUCAAAUCAUGUAUAAUGGGACAGAAGAAGUAGAAAGACAUUUAAUUUCAAAAUUUCCACAAAAUCAAAAAGAGAUCAAAGAUGGUAUUUUUAGAUUAGAAGAGAUAAUGGAGAGUGAGAUUGAUUUUAAUUUUGAUAAAUUUGAAUUAUAUGUAUUGAGGAAUAUAUUUAAUAUACCGAAGGAUUUGGUGGAGGAAGGGUGGAUCAAAUUGAAACAUCAUCAAGGUAUAGAAUUUAAUGAAACUAAUGUAAUGAGAAAGUUAGAGUAUGAUAAUGAGGUGAAAAAUUUAAUGAGGAUGAUAUCUAAAGAGUUACAAUUUCGGAAAAUAUUUAAACUACAAAUUAGGAAAGCCAAACACAUUAUUAAAAUUAUGAACGGGAUUGAAAAUAAUUUGAAAUUUUUAAAUUGUAAAGAUGAUACAAUUACUAAAGACAUUGGUCCAUUAGAUGAGAUUUUAUAUUUUGUUAUUAAGGAAAUACAACGGUUAAUUGAAACUUUCGAAAAAUUGACAGUGAAACUAAAUACUAAUUUAGUUUUUAAAUCAACUAUGAGAGAUAAAUUUAUAAAUGAAAGGACUUUAAAGAUACUACAGCGAAGAGAAAUUACAGAAGCAAAUAACAAGAAAGGAACACUUGAAUCACUGUGA
Messenger RNA from Insectozyma verbasci, 732 nucleotides. NCBI's taxonomy places the organism in Eukaryota, Fungi, Ascomycota, Pichiomycetes, Serinales, Debaryomycetaceae. The record is from the annotation of a GenBank genome assembly.